AUGACGCUCGUAACUUCAUUGGCAGUAUUCACACUUUUGUUCUCAUCAAGCCUGUGCCAGAUGCGAACCUUGCCAGCUGCGUGGCAACAUGUGAUGUCACCACCAUCGGAGAAAGAAGACGCCGUUAGAGAAUAUGGCAGCGAAGCCAUAGAUAGAAAGCAGGUCAAUUGGUAUCCAACAAAGAAUUAUGGAGGAAGUACACCCUUGGAUGAAGAUUAUGAUGUCUCUGGAGGCGAUGAACCUCUGAUGGAGUCAAUGAAGCAGCAGAUGAAGCUAGCACAGCAAGAGAGCAACAUCCCGAAACUCAAGCACAUUCUCAUCAACAGGACGAAGCCAGUACUGGCAUAA
Molecule: messenger RNA, 348 nt
Organism: Darwinula stevensoni
Lineage: Eukaryota; Metazoa; Arthropoda; Ostracoda; Podocopida; Darwinulidae
Source: the annotation of a GenBank genome assembly